CUCUCCAAAUGGACGAAUUAUAUCCACGGAUGGCAACAGAGGUUUAUUGUCCUCAAAGACGGAACUCUCACUUAUUACAAGUCGGCCGAAGAGACGGCUUUCGGCUGCAGAGGAGCCGUCACUAUAGUUAAGGCACAGAUCAAGUUGCAUGAGUUCGAUGACUGUCGCUUCGAUGUCGGCGUUUCCGACUGUGUCUGGUAUUUGAGGGCCCAAUCCAUCGAUGAACGCAACCAAUGGGUCGACGCCAUCGAAACGCAUAGGCAAUACAACGAUAGCGCGUAUGGAAGCGAUGGCAGUCUUCGCCGACACGGAUCAGCCGUCUCUUUAGGCUCUGUUAGUAUGACGUCUAUUAAGAGUAACAGAGGAUUGAAGGAGAAGUUGAACGAAAUCGAGACAUUCAGAGAUAUAUUAUGCCAACAGGUCUUACAUUCAAAACAAUACGUCGAAACAUUGCAAACAUAUUUCGAUGUCUGCGCUCAAGGGAUUGGCAUUAAUCACAAACUCAAUGGUAUAAAUGAGUGCGAAGACAGUGAUAUGGAUUUGGGAUACAAUGAUAUUACAAACCAUUCAAACGGAUUAACCAAAGAUGUAGCUAAAGAAUUGGCACCGAUUUCAAUGGAUCUGAAGAGAGACGCGAUUACGUUUAAGGCGACCACCGCUGGCAUAAUCGCAACGCUCUCUCACUGUAUAGAACUUAUGCAUCAAAGAGAAGACAAUUGGAAGCGAAGGCUCGAGAAAGAGAUGGAAAAGAGGAAACGAUUGGAGGAUUUGAUAAAACAAAGUCAAUUGGAAUCGAACCAACAGAACGUGAUUGUGAUCGGAGGGCCCGACUAUGAAGAGGGGCCGCACAGUAUGAUCAAAGAGGACGAGUUUUUUGACGCCGUGGACGCGGCCCUCGACCGCAACGAACAACAGGACGAAGAGAGACGGCAACUGAAACUCGUCACUCGCGAUAUGGACGCCCCGUCGCCCACAUUGCCCUCCAUUUGCGGCCAUCCCUUGUGGUCAGAGAUCGAAAGAGUGACAACCGAUCAGUUGUAUUACUCGCGGCUCGAGAUCGGAGAGGGAGGGCCUAAAGGGUGGGAACUGUUCGCAGAAGACGGCGAAAUGAGACUUUAUAAGAGAGAACUAGAAGUGGACGGAUUGGUUUGCGACCCAUUGAAAGCCGUGCACACCGUUAAAGGCAUAUCCGGACACGAGAUGUGUUAUCACUUUUUUAGUCCAGACGUUCGGUUCGAUUGGGAGAACACAUUAGAGUCGAUGAAAGUUGUGGAAGAAAUAAAUCCCAAUUCAUUGAUUUUCCAUCAAAUCCACAAAAGGGUUUGGCCCGCGGCUCAGAGGGACACUGUCUUCUGGUCACACAUCCGACGCCAUCAACAAACCGAUGACAACCAAAAUACUAUUAAUCCAAACAACGUAUGGAUUGUAUGCAAUAACUCUACCGAUAGGCCAGAUAUAUCGUUGGGUCGAUGUCUGCGGAUGACAAUGACUGUGAGUCUGGUUUGCGAGACAUAUAUCGAUCCAUUGCCAGCAGAAGGCAAAGAAAUAACGAGAGAUAACUUAAAAUGCAAAAUAAUCUAUUGCUCAACGAUAAACCCGGGCGGAUGGGCGCCGGCAUCUGUUUUGCGUGCAUUAUAUAAGAGAGAAUAUCCAAAAUUUUUAAAGCGUUUCACUCAAUACGUCAAAGAUGUGACUGAAGGCAAAGACAUAUUGCUUUGAAAUCAUAGUAUAAGUUAUUUUAAUGGAUUAUUUCAAUCAUUUAUAAUUAACUUUUA
Messenger RNA from Medioppia subpectinata, 1775 nucleotides. Lineage: Eukaryota; Metazoa; Arthropoda; Arachnida; Sarcoptiformes; Oppiidae. The record is from the annotation of a GenBank genome assembly.